ACCCGUAAGAUCCAUUUGAAACGAAGUAGAGCUAGCCAGUUCGUAAAAGAUUGCGGAUGUAUAGCGCGACCGAUGCACGUGACCGCCGAAAGUUUGAAGCAAGUUGAAACGAUCGAUGAUAUAUGUUAUAAGUUUAGAUUUUAUUUCGAUAAAAAUAAAAUUUCCAUAUCAAUAUAAAAACAAGGCGGAGAAAAUUGCGGUAUAGUUGUCGAAUCAUUGAAUUUCCACCAAGAUUGGACAAAAUGAAACUCGAACACGACAUGGAAAGCGACUCGUUUUACACGGAUCAAACGAACGGGAGUGUUCUUCGUUUUUGCAAUUAUGACGACGUCUGCUCCAUCGACCAUUUUCACUCCAACAACAAUAUAUCACCAGUCGAUUGCUCACGUGAUCCUUACUACGACAGUGGUAAACCUCUGCAAUUGCUGAACCUGGACGCGCAGAGCAAGGUGAAGAGCGAGAUUCACAAUUGGAAUAUCGAAAUGGAAGAUCCGUACAACAAAUCGCGUUACAGUAGCGACGAAGAUAUGAAACCCGAUUGCAACAGCUGGAUGAGAAAACCGAUUGAGUACUGGGAUACGUUAGAGACGAAAAGUUGGCUCCUUUCGAGUUUUAUGAAAUUAGGUAUUCACUAUGAAAAACUCUGCACUGUUGCCGAGGAAUUUUCUAUGCCAGGAAAUAAACUUGUACAAUUAUCGCUGCAAGAUUUCGUCAACCGUGAUCACGACAACGGAGGAAGACUUUACGAAAUAUUACAGGAGCACCGCGACAUGAAAUAUCACUCAUACUCGUUCGCAAAAUUUCCACCAGAAUGUUCCGACGAUGAAACAUCCCUUACUAUCAGCCAAAAUUAUUCCGACGAAGAAUCGGUGAUCAGUACGGAUUAUGUUAAAAAACGACAACCUGGAAGACCUCGAAGUUUAAGUACCAAACAGAAACCUGCAGUCAAAAACGAGAGACUUUGGGAAUAUGUGAGAAAUUUGCUACUCAAUCCAAAGUUUUGCCCGCAAUGGAUAUGCUGGGAAAAUUACGAAAAGAAGAGAUUUCGUUUUGUGAAAAGUGACUGCGUGGCGAAAAUGUGGGGAUCGCGUAAACACAAUCCGGACAUGACGUACGAAAAAUUCAGCCGUGCGAUGAGAUAUUACUACAAAAAAGGUAUAUUCGUCGCUGUCCAAGGAAGGCGUCUCGUUUAUCAAUUUGGUCCCGCAGCGACGGGCCUAGAAACGGACGAUCCAAAUUUCCGCAAAUCACAAUUUUAAAAUCGACGAAUCAUUCCAUACACGUAUAUCUUAAAAUCCCAUGUAAUUUUAUAGACCAAGAAUUUUUGUAUUUAUUAUCUUUAUAUCUGCCUCUCCGUCUCACGAAAAAUUUUCACGCAUUAUUCUAUGUAAAUGACAUUUAUCAUUUUAUACGACAUGACGACAUCAUUUUACGUAAGCAUAUAUUAUAAGAAUAUAGGUUCGACACUGUUGUAUUAUAUUAUACAGAAAGCGGAUAUUUAUAGAGGAAACACGAUUAUAUAGAUCGAGAUGUCAAUCAAUUCAUAAUCAGUCUCGGUAUUAAGAAUAUUUAUAACAUAAUUUAAUGUACUCCGAGUGAUUAAGUUAUUAUACGGUCAAAAAUAUGCGUGAUUUGAUGUAUGUGCCAAAAAAAUGCCUGCACAGUGUAUCUGUACAGGUAAUUUAUUUAUGAGUAGACGGUUAGUUAGAGGUUAUAUUGAACAUAUUAGUACUUAAUUAGUAACUAAUUGUAAGCUACUAAAUUUAUAACGAUAUAAGUGAAGUCAUCCUGCGAAAUCUCAUCACCAAAUAACACGUUGUAGGUGUUUUUAUUUUUAUACUGUAAUCAAGAGAAAACUAGAGAAAACCGCAAAGAAUACAAAAUCAUUUUUAAUAAUUCCAUUUUAUCAUUGAAAAAAAAAAAAAUAGAGCCUUGUGUCUGAUAGUUAAAAGUUGAUGAAACGGUGUAUCGAUUU
Neodiprion fabricii is the source of this 1975-nucleotide messenger RNA. RefSeq names its product ETS-related transcription factor Elf-5-like. The record is from RefSeq and is a predicted model, not a curated record. Gene Ontology annotation, biological process: regulation of transcription by RNA polymerase II; cell differentiation. The transcript is spliced from 7 exons. Gene Ontology annotation, cellular component: nucleus. Bases 243 to 1259 code for a protein of 338 amino acids. Gene Ontology annotation, molecular function: sequence-specific DNA binding; DNA-binding transcription factor activity, RNA polymerase II-specific. Lineage: Eukaryota; Metazoa; Arthropoda; Insecta; Hymenoptera; Diprionidae.